Naegleria gruberi is the source of this 2770-nucleotide messenger RNA. RefSeq names its product structural maintenance of chromosome 5. Gene Ontology annotation, cellular component: Smc5-Smc6 complex. The coding region runs from base 1 to 2703 and encodes 900 amino acids. The record is from RefSeq and is a predicted model, not a curated record. Gene Ontology annotation, molecular function: ATP hydrolysis activity; ATP binding. Gene Ontology annotation, biological process: double-strand break repair via homologous recombination. The transcript has 3 exons. Lineage: Eukaryota; Heterolobosea; Eutetramitea; Acrasida; Naegleriidae.
AUGCCUGCACGAAAGAAGCCUUCUUCGUCGUCCUCUCAGAGCAACAAUAACAACAACAAACGGAAGAGAAAGGACGAUGUGUCAUCAGAUGAAGAAGAAUCGGAUCAUGAAGAAUUAGCAUCACAACCAUUAACAGCAAAUGGAACUAAAAAAACAAAACCAAAUUCAAUUUGUGGUUAUCAAUUACCCAAGAUGAGAGAUGGUAGUAUUGUUAGAAUCAAAAUACAUAAUUUCAUGACUUAUGAUGAUUGUGAAUUCUUCCCUGGGCCUGGUUUGAACUUGGUUUUAGGUCCUAAUGGUACAGGUAAAAGUUCAAUUGUUGGAGCUAUUUGUGUUGGAUUAGCUGGUCACACUAAAUUACUUGGAAGAGCUAGUAGAGUAUCAGAUAUGAUUAAACAUGGCAAAUCUGAAGCCUUUGUUGAAAUUGAAUUAAAAGCAGCAAAGAAAAAUGUUGUUAUUAAAAGAAGUUUUCAUCUCAACAAGGACAAUAAGGAGUCAACAGAUUGGAGAGUGAAUGGUACUAAAAAAACAGGAGAAGAAGUUAGAAAUAUAAUUGAAGGAUUUAAUAUUCAAUUGGACAAUUUGACUCAAUUUUUACCUCAAGAAAAAGUUUGUGAAUUUGCAGCCUUGGAUUCUACACAAAGACUUGAACAAACUCAAUUAGCAGUUUUAUCACCUGAAAUUAUUCAACAUCAACAAGAUUUAAUUAAGAGACAAGAUGAAUUUAAACUUAGUAGUAAUCAAUUAGAUACAUUAACAAAACAAUUGGAAGGUCUUAAAAAGAAGAAUGCUACAUUGGAAAAGGAAGUUGAAAAAUAUAAUCAAAGAAAGAAAUAUCUUGAUGAAGCAGAACUUUGUAAAAUCAAAAUGCCUGUACUUCAAUUUAAGAAUAUUCAAGAAAGAGGAAAACAAUUGAAGGAAAUGGAAUCUAAAUUAGCUCAAGAAGUUGCAAGUCAACAACAAGAAGUUGGUCCACUUAGAGAUGUUAUGGAAGAAUUGGAUAGAUCCAUUAAAAAAACAGAUUCUGAUAUGAGAACUGAUAGAAAUCGUAUUAAUACUAAUAAGGAAAAAAUUUCCAAUGUCAUUCAAAAAUUUGCAACAUCCAAUAAUAAUAUUGAAAAAUAUUCAAUAGAAAUUGAAAAAGCAAAACAAAGUGAACAUGCUAAACAAUCUAAAAUUCAAAAAUUAGAUCAACAAAUCAAACAACUUGAAACACAUUUAUCAAAAUAUAACAUUCCAGAAAUUAAAGGGAAAAUUCAAGAGAAGAAUAAUGAAGCACGUGAUCAAGAUGAAGAAUAUCGUAAAAUUAUGGAUAGAAAAUAUGAAUUGAAUGAAUCAUUCAAAUCCAAGAAGGAAGAAAUGGAAGAAUGUAAACGUAAAAUUCAUAAAUUAGACAAUGUAAAAGAACAACGUUUAAGAAGACUCAGAGAAAAUAGAUUAGAACAAGUUGUUAGAGUUUAUGAAUGGUAUAUGCAAAAUAGAAGUCAAUUUUUAAAACCAAUUUAUUGUAUUCCACUUGAAAUUGCACCAACAACACCUUUAUUUGGUUCAUUUAUUGAAAUGCAUUGUCCUCAAUAUGUUUUUCGUUCAUUUGUAACACAAUGUAUAGAAGAUAGAGAAAGGCUACAAAAAUAUGCAACAGAAAAUGAAUUAAGAUUAUCAAUAAUUUUACCAGAUAAUUUAGAAUAUCAUCCAACAAGAGUUUAUCCAACAGAUCAAUUGAAACAAUAUGGUUUUAUAUCAUAUUUAGAUGAACAAUAUACAGCACCUGAUGCUGUUAAAUCAUGUAUCAAAGAUUUAACUCAAAUGGAUACAGUUGCAGUUUCAGAAAAUCCAAAUGCUAAAGUUUCAGAUUUAUUAAUGAAAAGUCCAAUUCAAUGUGCAUUUAUUCCAAAUCAACAAUAUUUAAUGAAAACAUCAACAUAUGAUAGAUCAAAAUCUACAAGAGUUGUUGAUGUAAAUCCAGCACAAACAGAAGAAGAAUUAACAGAAAAGAUUGAUUUUUAUUUAAAUGAAGCAGAAAAGAUAACAGCUAAUGCUUCAGUUUUAGAUGAAUAUGCUAAAAGAUUACGUGAAAUUGAAGAAAAGGAAAAUCAAAUUAAAGAAUUAGAAAAUGCCUCUGAAACAAUAGCAGGAAUAGUUGAAGAAUUGAAAGAGAAAUGGUUAAAACCAUUAAGAGAAUGUGUUACAAAAAUUAAUGAUACAUUUACAGAAUAUUGUAAACAUGUUGGUAUUGCAGGAGAAGUAACACUAGUUGGAGAUGAAAAUAAUUUUAAAUCAUUUCAAAUUGAUAUUAAGGUUAAAUUUAGAGAUUCUGAAAAAUUAACAUCACUUUCAGCACAACGUCAAUCAGGUGGUGAAAGAUCAGUUACAACAAUUUUAUAUUUAUUAUCACUUCAACAAUUGAACAAAUCACCUUUUAGAGUUGUUGAUGAAAUUAAUCAAGGUAUGGAUCCACAAAAUGAGAGAAAGAUUUUUUAUCAAAUGUUAGAUUCAAGUCAAGGUGAAGAUAUUCCUCAAUCAUUUUUAAUUACUCCUAAAUUAUUACCUGAUUUGGUACCUAAUAACGCUAACAAUAUUACUGUAAUUUUCGUUUUUAAUGGUCCUGCUAAUAUUUCACAAGAUGAAUUUGCCAAGUUUUUCCAACCUUUUGAUAAAAGUAUGGAAAUCAAAGGUGAAUCAUCAAGAAAAAGUGUAAAUUAAAAUGUAAAUAGAAACAGUUUGUCUGUUUUUUAAUUGAUUUAUUCAAUUCCAUAAAAUAAUAUUAUUU